Carcharodon carcharias (great white shark) is the source of this 4964-nucleotide messenger RNA. RefSeq names its product calcium channel flower domain containing 1 (gene cacfd1). The record is from RefSeq and is a predicted model, not a curated record. Bases 62 to 604 code for a protein of 180 amino acids. Gene Ontology annotation, biological process: vesicle-mediated transport; axoneme assembly. The transcript has 5 exons. Lineage: Eukaryota; Metazoa; Chordata; Chondrichthyes; Lamniformes; Lamnidae. Gene Ontology annotation, cellular component: axonemal microtubule; membrane.
GCCGCCAUGACGUGACCUCGGCGUGUCACGUGACGUGUUCUGGCGCCGGGCCUCAGCGAAGAUGCUGAACUCGGAGGACAGGAGCUCCGAUCCCGGGCUCGAGGAUGCCGCAGCUCCGGGCCCUGGCCCGGCCGGCCCCGACCCAAUGACGUGGUGGUAUCGUUGGCUUUGCCGCAUAGCGGGUGUAAUCGGCGGCAUCUCUUGUGCAGUUGCUGGCCUGUGGAACUGUGUAACAAUUGAUCCCCUCAACAUUGCGGCCGGGGUCUGGAUGGUGCUGAAUGCAUUUGUCCUUUUCCUCUGUGAAGCUCCAUUCUGUUGUCAGUUUAUUGAGUUUGCAAAUGCUGUGUCUGCGAGAGCUGAUAAAGUACGAUAUUGGCAGAAAGCGAUUUUCUACUGCGGGAUGGCGAUUUUCCCGGUAUUCCUGCGGUUUUCAAUCACUACGCUGUUUGGGAAUGCAAUUGCUUUUGCUUCAGGGGUGCUUUAUGGACUUGCAUCACUUGGUAAAAAAGGUGAUGCAGUUUCAUACGCCAGGCUCCAGGACAGGAAAAUGGCCGAUGAGGAAAAACAGUCGGGAACAAUCCGCAGCGAGACAGCAGAACAUUAAAAGGACCGUGACAUGUUUUACAGUGUGCAGCUGCAGGUUGACAAAUUGACUUUAUCUAUAUUUAUAUAUGUUUAAUCUCUCUUAAAAGAGAGAAGUGAACUCUAGAGGGAGCGCUCUCUUUGUUCAAUGUGCAAUUGAUGGUUCAACUGGACAAAAACUGACAGCUCUUUUUAAUGAUGGCGUUUUUUGUACUUUUUCCUCAAUCAUGUGGGUUUGUGUUUGAAGCUGUGGUUAACCCCAUUACUGACUAUAAAUUACUCAGAUUUCAAAGGUUUUUUUGUAUUGUAACUGCAGCAGGUGCAAUUGGAACCACAUUACAUUGAGAGACAGAUGAUUCCAGCAGCAGCUGUGAACUUCACACCGGUGGAGUUUUCACGGUACUACAUCAGUAAUGGGAUUUGGCUCAUGGCUGCAGCUGUACUGCCAGUAUCUUAAAGCACAGUUUAAUAUAGCACUUACUGCUGUUUACAGCUCUUUUAAAUCUGGGUUGGAGGGGGCCUUCAUUAAAAAUUGGUUAUUACACUGGGGGAAGUUGCGCAAUUUAAUCCAGUUCCAUGAAAACCAAAAUACUGCAGAUGCUGGAAAUCUGAAACAAAAACAAAAAUGCUGGGAAACCUCAGCAGAUCUGACCACAUCUGUGGAGAGAGAAACAGAGUUAACGUUUCGAGUCCGUAUGACUCUUGUUCAGAGCUGCUGAGUCUUUCCAGCAUUUUUUGUUUUUAUUAUCCAGUUCCGCUCAUUCAGAAUCUGCCUCAUUUGACAUUCUGACCUGUAGCUACUCAAAUUUAAAUAGGAGGGAAAGGGAAUACAGACACCAGCAAUGUGGAAAUUGUGCAUGAGCCUGAAUUAGCAGCUCAAGCUGAAUCUUUCCCACAGUCAGCAGGGCAUUGAUGAUCCUUCGAUCUUCCCCCGGGAGCAGACACACGCCCUUUUCUACACUCCAGUGCUGUGCUUUCAAUUACACCGAACGGGACUCCUAGAGGAGACUUUAAACACUGGUGGGCAGAUCACUGGGAAUAUCCUCAAGUCCAACCUGAUGUGAAUGAUGAAGUGUUGCACCUCUUUGGUAAAUUUUCCUGUAGAUUUUGAAAGUUGUCUGCAGUGAGUUACAGUGAAGGGUCCAAUGCCCUAUCCACUGACAUAGGGGCAGCAAAUUGAGUACCUCAUUCUUUAAACUGCGUUGCUGUUAUCCAUCGUGGUGUAAACUUUGAUGGGUAAUUUGCUAUGGUCCUCCUGAGUGAGAGGCCAGGACCCAGAGCAGAGAACAGGUAGAGUUUGCCUACACUGCCUCGUCUGUUUAAGGGCUACAAACCUGGUCCCAAUCCCGAACAGCCCAAUGUGGCACCCAAGGGACCUGAACAGUAUGUUUAAAUAUUUUUGAUUAUACAAGGCGCUGAUUGUUAGUGAUUUCAGAGUGAGUAAUGCAGAGGAUCAGAGUAGGUCCCUACUGAACCUAACCCAUGGUCUGGCACAGCCUGAUAACAGACAUCAGCUGGAUUUUCCUUUUGAAUGUGGGUUUAGUGCUGUGAAAUGGACACCCAGAGCAAGUUAAGCUGCUGUUCUGUGGAGCGGGAGCAUUAUAACACUUAGAAACUCCAGGAGGUUUCUCCACUGGUGCUCUUGUCAUAAAUGCACCUGUUAAUCACUUUAUUGAAGUACCUUGGGAUGCUUUCUUAUGUCAUUCACGGUCUGAAUACAUACAAGUUGCUGCUCUUGUAUCAAAUCUACACUUGCCCACUGGUUUGGAAUGAACACACUGAGGAUCAUACCAGUUAGCAAGUCAUCCCAUCUAAUUGAGAUUAAUAAAUUUAGCUUUUAAUCAGGUUGUGACAGGAGUUUUACCAUGUCUAAUGUGACCAAUAUCAUGUGGGGUUAACUCCCCUAAAGAGCCUUGUGCUGUAGAUUGGAUAUGUAUCCAGAGUUAAUUCAUAUAAGACCAUGUACUGUGCGUGCUUUGAAGGUGAAACUCUGUUCCAAGCAGGGUGUUUAGUUGUUUUAUAGUCACGGAAAUUGAGAGAGCUUGUUGAAAUCCCACCAUGCAGUGUAGCACAGGAUUGUAAGGGGUAAGCGUGCUGAAGAAUACUUUCAACAUUCGGUAUCUUUGUCUGCAUGGCAUGUUGUGUUUAUGCAGACGACAAAAACUGGUCAUUGAGCCCCAGCAGUCUGUGUCAGCGUUGCCCCUCCACAUGAGCAAAUAGUUCUCAUAGUUGAAGAGGUCCAUAACCAGGGACCAUAGCUUUUGAGUUAAGAGGUUUAGAAGGGAUUCAAGGGGAAAAUUUUUCAUCCAAAGAGUGGUGGAGAUCUGUAACUCACUGUCUGAAAGGGUGGUAGAGGCAGAACAUCAACACUUAAUACAUCCUUGAAUAUGCACUUGAAGUGCUAUAACCUACAGGGCUAUGAACCGAGAGCUGGAAAAUGGGAUGAGGCUGGAUGACUACUUGUUAGCUAGCACAGACACAAUGGGCUGAAUAGUCUCCAUCUGUGCUGUACGUUUCUAUGAUUUUUAGUGAUUCUCAUUUAUACUCCCUGGUCUUUCUUCCUGUCACCCGCCUUCCCUUCAUUCUCCCCAUCCUCCUCAAUCCAAUUUUGAAUGUUAACACAGUUUCUGUUUCAACCACUAACCCUGAGAGUGAAUUCCACAACCUCACGACACUCUGUGAAGAAGUUUCUCCUGCUUUCUGGUCUAAAGCUAUUAAUGUUUCACCGUGUCAACAGCCUUCAAUGACCGGAACAAACUUGUCUACUCUGUCCCAUCCUUUCGUAAUGUUAAAAACUUUAUUAUGUUGCCCUGUAACCUCGGGGUCUAACGAGAAAUCCCAAUUUCUCGAUUCUAUCUUUAGCAUUUAUGUUUCCACAUACCCAAUAACACCCUGGUGAAUCUGUACUGUACCCUCUUAAAAGCCUCAAUAUCUUUCUGAUAAAGUGAAGCCCAAUACCACACACAGUUCUCUAGCUGAAGCCUUAAGAUUUUAUAUGGACUCGUCAUUACCUCUUGAAUUUUAUAUUCUAUUUAUUCAUUGGCUGCUAAUUUUGCUGCAGUGCCUUUUGUGGUUUUGAGCAGCAGGGUGAACACUAAAACACUGGUGAUGCUGAAACAUCUAAUCUGUGCUGGGAAGUCUGCUGUUUUGAUGUUUAAGAGUUGUGGCUGAUUAGCCCCUGUUGGAUUUUAUCCUUCAGUUUGUGGCUCAACUUUACUGUUCCAAUUACCUGCCACUGGAACUAUCCUAGGAGAACAUGCUCUGUUUUAAACAGAGCCAACAAGAAUGGACUCAGAUUGCUCCUCUCAUGAGUUACUCUGUCUUGGCUGGACAACAGAGAAAGGUACAACUAAUGCCUCUGAGCUAAAUGGGAGAAAGUCACCUGAGGCUCCCAUUCCUGAACACUCUCGAACUGGGGACAGCUGUGAUUUCCACUGCUCUCUCAGCGGUAUUGCAAUGUCCUGUCGAUACUCAGUCCCGAGGUUCUCAUGGGAAGUGGACAUUGGGCUGAGGGACCAGUUCAGUGCUUGUACAACCUGAGAGCCAGUGUGGUGGGGCAAAGAUUGGCCGAAAGAGGCAAAAUAAUAGAGGGAUCUCUGUGGAUUGUGCUGAGUGACCCUGGCAACACUUUUUUUGACUUUUGUGUUCCUCACUUAUCAAAAGAUCAAUCUUUGCAGCUGCUGAUAAAUUAUUUCGUAUUUCUAAAGGUUUAAUAUCCUAAGCUAGUCAUUGUUUAUAUAUAGCAAGUCUAAUUUAAAUAGAAUGUGUACUUUAUAAAAUGUGUCUGUCUAAAUGGAGCAUAGAUACUGCAACUUGCCAAGAAGUUUGGUUUGUGUGCCUGUUCCCUGAACUGGAGUGUUUGAGGUGUUCAAACAGGUGUGUCUGAGGGUGGGUUGCUCAAUGACAUGGGGGUGACAAGUUGCAGUGUCUGACCCUUGUAGUAAGGUGUAGUGUUCAGUCUAGGAGUGGUAGUGGUCGUUAAGGGCAUUAACCUUUAAAUCUCUUUGGUGGAGUACAGUCUGGGGAUAUUGGCAUUGUGAAACAAGUGGCUCAGUCACUGAUAUAUUGUUCGAUGAAAUCCUCUAGAGCUGCAAUCAUUCCAUCAGUUUCUCCACAGGAUUUGUACUGGAAAAUCAUCUUGAUGGGUUUCCUCUGCACUGCUGGAGAGGUGGGAGCAGCUCUGGGAUAUUUCCUCUGCUGCAGUUAUGUAUCGAGCAGUAACCGGGAGGAGAGUUCUGAGCUAGGGUGGGGAGUUGCUCAGUCUCAGUGCAGAGGCCUACUUCAUUUUUGCACUUUGUCAGUGAAAUUAUUAAAGUGUCUGUUUUUGUAGAAGCUCCAAUUUAUGACCAUUUACUGUGAAAUAAAAAGGGUUUUACUCUGCC